GUUACAUGACUGCUUUAAACCUGGAAUUUAACCACCUUACUGGCUCUAUACCACCAUCAAUAUUUAACAUUACAACAAUGCAAAUCAUUGCUCUUACCGGCAACAAUCUUACUGGUAAGCUUCCAACAACUAUAUGUGACCAUCUUCCAAAUUUGAAAGGGCUUUACCUCUCAUUCAACUCCCUAGAUGGCGUUAUUCCACCAAACAUACAAAAAUGCAGAAAGCUGCAAAUCUUGUCAUUGUCUGUCAAUGAGUUCACUGGAACUAUACCAAGAGAACUAGCGAACUUAACAGCACUUAUAGAAUUAUAUCUUGGGGUACAACACAUGGAAGGAGAGAUACCAGUGGAGCUAGGUAAUCUUAAGAAGCUACAGCUGUUGAGUUUACCCGGCUGUAAUCUUGUUGGUUCCAUCCCCACAAGCAUUUUCAACAUGUCAGCACUGCAGAUAGUAGAACUUGACGAAAACAAGCUUUCAGGUCGUCUACCAUCAGAUUUAGGUAGUGGAAUGCCUAGCCUAGAAGGAAUAUUAUGUGCAAACAAUAUUCUGAGUGGGUAUAUCUCUGCUACUAUCUCAAAUUCUUCAAGACUCAGAAUGAUCGAUCUUUCAAUCAACAGUUUGACAGGUCCAAUUCCUCAAUCACUUGGUAACUUAAACCUUGAGCUUUUGGACCUGCGAGCGAACAAUUUUAUUGGUGAUUCAGCAUUGAGCUUCCUGACAUCUUUGACAAACUGUAGGAAACUAAAAGAACUCCGUUUUUCAUAUAACUCGUUGGAUGGUGUUCUUCCUGCGUCAGUUGGGAAUUUCUCUGACUCUCUACAAAUUUUUGAAGGACAGAAUUCUAAACUGAAGGGCAUCAUUCCUGAAGAAAUUGGUAAUCUUACUGGAGCAACAAUAUUAUCUCUUUUUAACAAUGAAUUGACUGGAUAUAUCCCAAAAACUAUCCAAGGUAUGUUGAACCUUCAAGAACUUUACCUAGAUAACAACGAGAUAGAAGGAAUCAUACCAGAUGCUAUCUGCAAUUUAAAGAAUCUUGGAGCACUAUCCCUGACAGAAAAUAGGUUUUCUGGCUUAGUGCCACCAUGCUUAGGAAAUGUUACCAGUUUGAGGAAACUUAAUCUAGCUUACAACAGACUGAAUGAGAGCUUAUCUGCAAGAUUGGGGAGCCUUCAAGAUCUCAUAGAAUUCAAUGUUUCAUCCAAUUUAUUAAGUGGACAAAUUCCUCAGGAGAUCGGAAAUUUAAAGGUUGCAAUACUCAUCGAUCUAUCAAAAAAUAAUUUUCUUGGUAAGAUCCCUAGCACCUUAGGGGGUCUAGAUAGAUUGAUCAAACUUUCUUUAGCACAUAAUAGAUUAGAUGGGCCUGUUCCUGAUUCAUUUGGCAAAAUGCUGGCUUUGGAAUUCUUGGAUUUGUGCUAUAACAAUCUUAUUGGUGAAAUUCCUAAGUCAUUAGAAGCUCUUGUGUAUCUCAAAUACUUGAACUUCUCAUUUAAUGAACUCAGUGGAGAAAUUCCCACUGGUGGUCCUUUUGCAAAUGCUACAGGCCAAUCUUUCUUGUCAAAUGAUGCGCUUUGUGGUGAUUCUAAGUUUCAUGUAUCACCAUGUGACAUUAGAUCUCCCAAGAAGAAAAAGGAAAUGCUAGUUUUAUAUGUCCUUUUGGGUGCGGGCAUUCUAGUUCUUGCAUUAGCCGUCACAUAUGUAUUUUUGAGAUUGCGAAACACAAAAAAGAAUGCAGGUUUAGCAGAUGUAUCUUUGGUGAAAGAACAUGAAAGAAUUUCUUAUUAUGAACUAGAACAAGCAACUGAAGGAUUCAAUGAGAGCAACUUGCUUGGUAAUGGGAGUUUCAGCAUGGUCUACAAAGGGAUACUUAAGGAUGGUACUCUUUUGGCACUAAAGGUAUUCAAUGUGCAAUUGGAGGGUGCAUUCAAAAGUUUUGAUACCGAAUGUGAGAUGUUGCGCAACCUCCGCCAUCGAAAUCUCACUAAAGUGAUCACUAGUUGCUCCAACCCUGAUUUCAAAGCCUUAGUAUUGGAGUACAUGCCAAAUGGGACACUUGAAAGAUGGCUAUACAGUCAUAAUUGUUUCUUAGACAUGUUGCAGAGAUUAGAUAUAAUAAUAGAUGUCGCAUCUGCCAUGGAUUAUCUCCACAAUGGCUAUUCAACACCAGUGGUGCAUUGUGACCUAAAGCCAAGCAAUGUCUUGGUAGAUCAAGAAAUGGUUGGCCAUGUCAGUGAUUUUGGCAUUGCAAAGUUGUUAGGAGCAGGGAAGGCUUUUGUACAAACAGGGACGAUUGCAACCCUUGGAUAUAUAGCUCCAGAGUAUGGCCAAGAUGGAAUAGUAUCCACGAGCUCCGAUGUUUAUAGUUUUGGCAUCCUGAUGAUGGAGACGUUUACAAGAAUGCGACCAAGUGAUGAAAGAUUUACUGGAGACUUGAGCAUACGACGUUGGGUUAGUGAUUCUUUUCCAAAUGGGAUCCAUAAUGUGGUGGAUGCUAAUUUGGUACAGCGAGGGGAUGAACAAACCGACACAAAGAUGCAGUGUAUGUUAUCUAUCAUGGAAUUAGCUUUGAGCUGCACUUUAGUGACACCUGAUGCAAGAAUUAGUAUGGGAAAUUCUCUUUCAACACUUAAAAAGAUUAGACUCCAGUUUGUCCAUAGUCGCCAUUAGGUGGAGUUAGACCAUCCGCUCAUGAUUGAUGCUUGAUUAUUUAUGUCCGUUGUGUUAUAUUUAAGAUGAAUACAGUAUUGUACUUUAGCUUGUGUAUGCUCUCUCUUUUGCUUUCAAAAUAUCUCAGAUUUCUUUC
Messenger RNA from Lycium ferocissimum, 2799 nucleotides. RefSeq names its product receptor kinase-like protein Xa21. The transcript is spliced from 3 exons. NCBI's taxonomy places the organism in Eukaryota, Viridiplantae, Streptophyta, Magnoliopsida, Solanales, Solanaceae. Gene Ontology annotation, molecular function: protein binding; ATP binding; protein kinase activity. The coding region runs from base 6 to 2663 and encodes 885 amino acids. Gene Ontology annotation, biological process: protein phosphorylation. The record is from RefSeq and is a predicted model, not a curated record.